Messenger RNA from Grosmannia clavigera kw1407, 1791 nucleotides. RefSeq names its product vacuolar ATP synthase catalytic subunit a. Bases 1 to 1791 code for a protein of 596 amino acids. The transcript has 4 exons. The record is from RefSeq and is a predicted model, not a curated record. Lineage: Eukaryota; Fungi; Ascomycota; Sordariomycetes; Ophiostomatales; Ophiostomataceae. Gene Ontology annotation, cellular component: proton-transporting V-type ATPase, V1 domain; fungal-type vacuole membrane. Gene Ontology annotation, biological process: ATP metabolic process; proton transmembrane transport. Gene Ontology annotation, molecular function: ATP hydrolysis activity; proton-transporting ATPase activity, rotational mechanism; ATP binding.
AUGGAGCAGAUGGGCAAGAUCUACUCGGUGUCGGGACCUGUCGUGGUCGCCGAGGAGCUGGAUGGCGUGGCCAUGUACGAGCUGGUCAAAGUAGGCCGGGCCCAACUGGUGGGUGAGGUUAUCCGCAUCAGCGGUGACCGGGCCACGAUCCAGGUGUACGAGGAGACGGCCGGUCUCCAGGUCGGCGAUCCGGUAGAGCGGACAGGCAAGCCGCUCUCGGUCGAGCUCGGCCCCGGACUGCUGAACAACAUCUACGACGGAAUCCAGCGGCCACUGGCGACGAUUGCGGAGAUGUCCAAGAGCAUCUAUAUCCCGCGCGGCGUGGCGGCCAAUGCGCUGGAUCGGCAGAAGAAGUGGGACUUCACCCCGACGGCCAAGGUGGGUGACCACAUUGCGGGCGGUGAUGUCUGGGGCACAGUCUACGAGAACUCGUUCAUCACGGUGCACAAGAUCCUGCUGCCGCCGCGGGCACGCGGCACGAUCAAGCGCAUCGCCGAGGCCGGCAGCUACACGGUCGACGAGAAGAUCCUCGACGUCGAGUUUGACGGCAAGACGACGUCGUACGGCAUGAUGCAGACGUGGCCGGUGCGUGCGCCGCGGCCGUCGACCGAGCGGCUGACCGCCAGCCAGCCGUUCCUCGUCGGGCAGCGCGUGCUAGACUCGCUCUUCCCCUGUGUGCAGGGCGGCACCGUGGCCAUUCCGGGUGCCUUUGGCUGCGGCAAGACGGUCAUCAGCCAGUCGGUGUCCAAGUUCUCCAACAGCGACGUGAUCGUCUACGUCGGAUGUGGAGAGCGAGGCAACGAGAUGGCCGAGGUGCUCAAGGACUUCCCCGAGCUCUCGAUCGAGAUUGACGGCCGCCGCGAGCCCAUCAUGAAGCGCACGACGCUCAUUGCCAACACUUCCAACAUGCCGGUGGCAGCGCGCGAGGCCAGUAUCUACACUGGCAUUACGGUGGCCGAGUACUUCCGGGACCAGGGCAUGAACGUGGCCAUGAUGGCGGACUCGUCGUCGCGCUGGGCCGAGGCGCUGCGUGAAAUCUCGGGUCGUCUGGGCGAGAUGCCGGCCGACCAGGGCUUUCCGGCGUACCUGGGCGCGAAGCUGGCGAGCUUCUACGAGCGCGCCGGACGGGUCCAGACGCUCGGCUCGCCGGAGCGGGAAGGCAGUGUCAGCAUCGUGGGUGCGGUCAGCCCGCCCGGUGGUGACUUUUCGGACCCGGUGACGUCGUCGACGCUGGGCAUCGUGCAGGUGUUCUGGGGUCUGGACAAGAAGCUGGCGCAGCGCAAGCAUUUCCCGUCGGUCAACACGUCGCUGUCGUACUCCAAGUACACGACCGUGCUGGACCGGUGGUACGAGAAAGAGCACCCCGACUUCCCACGGCUGCGCGACCGCAUCAAGCAGCUGCUGUCGGACUCGGAGGAGCUGGACCAGGUCGUGCAGCUGGUCGGCAAGUCGGCGCUGUCGGACCCCGACAAGAUCACGCUGGACCUGGCAACGCUGAUCAAGGAGGACUUCUUGCAGCAGAACGGCUACUCGGACUACGACCAGUUCUGCCCCAUCUGGAAGACCAACUGGAUGAUGCGCCUGAUGAUGGGCUAUCACGACGAGGCCCAAAAGGCCAUUUCCCAGGGCCUGCCGUGGACCAAGGUGCGCGACGCCACCCAGGAGCUGCAGGGACAGCUGCGCAGUCUCAAGUUCGAGGUGCCGUCCGAUGGCGAGGAAGUGAUUGUGAAGAAGUACGAGGCAAUCCAGGCGGCAAUGCUCGACAAGUUUGCGUCUGUUGUGGAUGAAUAA